AUGGUCAAACCUCUAACAUUCAAAGGCGACAAGCCAAAGAAGCGCAAGACCCGCACAGCAGACACAGAAGCUCCAACCUCCAAAACGCGCAAAACCGAACCAGAACCCGAAGACAACCCAGAAGACCAAAGCUGGGUCUCCGCCGAUCUCCCAAGCGACAUCGCCGGCCCAGUAAUCCUAGUCCUACCCUCCGACGACCCAACCUGCGUCGCCAGCGAUGCCAACGGCCAAGUAUUCGCCAGCAAACUCGAGAACCUCGUCGAGGGCGACCCCGCCACGGCAGAGCCACACGAUGUGCGACAGGUUUGGAUUGCGUCGCGGGUAGCGGGAACGGAGUCAUUUAGUUUCAAAGGACACCAUGGGAAAUACCUCUCCUCAGACACACACGGUCUCUUCUCAGCAACCGCAUCAGCAGUCAGCCACUACGAAUCCUUCUUAGCGAUCCCCUCCCCCGAAGUCUCGGGUACAUUCUCUCUACAAACACACGGCGGUGACGGCGAGUCCUUCCUCACGAUCAAAGAAAACGCCAAAGCUUCUGCCGGCGUUGAGAUCCGCGGAGACGCAAAUAUGAUUUCCUUUGAGACGACUGUGCGCGUGCGCAUGCAGGCGAAGUUUAAGCCAAAGUUGCGCGCGUCUAAGGAGAGCAAAGCGUACGAGAAGAUUAGUAAGAAGGAGCUUGAAGGAAUUGUUGGACGGGGAUUGAAUGAUGAUGAGGUUAAGAGGCUCAGGAAGGGACGGAGGGAGGGGAAUUUCCAUGAGAUUUUGUUGGAUGUUAAGGUUAGCGGAAAGCAUGAUAAAUGGGCUUGA
Messenger RNA from Penicillium griseofulvum, 807 nucleotides. RefSeq lists its product as uncharacterized. The transcript is spliced from 2 exons. Gene Ontology annotation, cellular component: nucleolus; striated muscle dense body; catalytic step 2 spliceosome. Gene Ontology annotation, molecular function: actin filament binding. NCBI's taxonomy places the organism in Eukaryota, Fungi, Ascomycota, Eurotiomycetes, Eurotiales, Aspergillaceae. The record is from RefSeq and is a predicted model, not a curated record. Bases 1 to 807 code for a protein of 268 amino acids.